CAACGGUGUUUAUUUAAGAUUUGCUUUACUGCCUAUCAGGCGAUAACAGGGCCAGUUAGACAAGCAAGUUAAAGCCUAAGUGAACAGAGUGAUUUGAUUCAAAACAAUGGGCGAGGUUUUCAGUCACUAUUGUCAUGCAUCACACUCCAUUGUUUGUUCCAUCCAUGUGGUCCAGCCAGCACAAACAUUGGAGAGAGGUGUGUUUACGAAGAAGUGAGCGUUGCCACGGUGAAAGUUUCUUCUCCAAUGAUAGGCGGUAUCUGAUGGCUCAUGCAGUCCGAUCCGUGGGGUCUGGUCACCUGAGCCGUUGAUCUUAUUUCAGUUCACUCUGGAAGCCUCCCGUGAGUGAACUUCUGUUAACUCUUUUCCCAAUGAAACUCUACAUUCCCUCAUUCUUACUUGCCUUGACUCUCACUGUGGCAGCUGAACCUCUGCAGCAAGUGCCAAUAUUGAGUCCAAGACAGAGCUGUAACGAUUCCGUCGUGUCAUGUCACUGGCGAGAACCCGAAAAUACAUGCUGCUCUCCCAGGUACGGUUUGGUUGUAUUUGUACAGCAGUGGGUGGAAUCGUAUGGUCCACCAAAUGAAUUUACAAUCCACGGUUUAUGGCCUAAUAACUGCUCAGGCUCGCGUGCACCCAAUCGAGGCUGCGAUAGUUCAAGAUCUUGGAAUAAUGUCGCCACAAUUUUGAGAAACAAGAACCCAAACUUAUAUCAACGAAUGAAGACUUUCUGGCCCAGCUAUAAAGGCGACGAUAACUGGUUUUGGUCUCACGAAUGGGUGAAGCACGGAACAUGUGUGUCAACGUUGAAUCCAUCGUGCUACGGAUCUGAAUAUACCCCUUAUCAAGAUGUCAUUGAUUAUUUUGAGCAAGUUUUGUUCUUGCGUAAUGAAUACGAUGUUUAUGGUGCUCUAAAUGUAGCAGGUAUAUUCCCUGGCGGAUAUUACUCUUCAAAGGCCAUGCUAGACGCCUUGAAACAAGGGUUUGGAAACCGUGCCAAGAUCGAUUGUGAUAGAAACGGUCAACUUAGCGAAGUAUGGCUGUACUUUAACGUUGGUGGCCGUGAUCACUAUCAGCUUGUGGAUGCAGAAAUGGAUGGAUCAUGUAGGGGACGCGUAUAUUAUCCAAAGAAGUAGAUGGGCACUCGGAGCUGCUUUAAGCUACAUCGGUUUGUCCUUAGACGGCAGAUGCCAGCAUACAGUUUUUCUAUUUUAACUGAUCUUUUUUAUGUCAUUUCAUUUCACUUUACCAUUAAAGUCUAUUGAGUUAGUGUAGCUGAGGAAUGAUGAUGUUAG
Molecule: messenger RNA, 1295 nt
Organism: Umbelopsis ramanniana AG
Lineage: Eukaryota; Fungi; Mucoromycota; Umbelopsidomycetes; Umbelopsidales; Umbelopsidaceae
Exons: 5
Coding region: 372-1136 (254 amino acids)
Biological process (GO): RNA catabolic process
Cellular component (GO): extracellular region
Molecular function (GO): RNA binding; ribonuclease T2 activity
Source: RefSeq, a predicted model, not a curated record